Messenger RNA from Colletotrichum lupini, 537 nucleotides. RefSeq lists its product as uncharacterized. Gene Ontology annotation, cellular component: cytoplasm. Gene Ontology annotation, molecular function: oxidoreductase activity. The transcript has a single exon. The record is from RefSeq and is a predicted model, not a curated record. Lineage: Eukaryota; Fungi; Ascomycota; Sordariomycetes; Glomerellales; Glomerellaceae. The coding region runs from base 1 to 537 and encodes 178 amino acids.
AUGUUGCAUAAUGACCCAGAUAUUCUUCAGCUUGCGUACUGGCCAAAUCCAAAGUUUACACCUGAGAACCAGAGCACCGCGUGCGCCGCAUUUGCUCGGAUUUACAACAAUGGUGGUGCCAAAUGCAACAUCCAGACAGAUAUUUCUUGGUUCCGAUGGCGAAAGCUCAUCUGGAACGCUUCUUUUAACACCGUCUGUGCCAUAACGAAUUUGGACUCGGGCGCCAUUCAGGAUGCUGGUGGUCUGGACACCCUGAUCCGCCCAGCCAUGAGAGAUGUUGUGGCAGUUGCCCAAGCAGCGGGGCAUAUCUUCUCCGAUGAGAUCUUGGAUGACAUGGUUGCAUUCACGCCCAAAGAAGCCCGUCUGAAGCCGAGUAUGCAGGUUGACGCGGUGAGGCAGAAGCCAAUGGAGAUCGAGGUGAUCUUGGGAAAUCCUAUCAAAACCGCGAAGAAACUUGGCGUGCUGGUUCCAACUUUGGAAUUUCUCUACAGCCUUUUGCAAACCAAGCAGUGGAGUUUCUUGAAUUUGGAGGAGUGA